Messenger RNA from Seminavis robusta, 483 nucleotides. Lineage: Eukaryota; Bacillariophyta; Bacillariophyceae; Naviculales; Naviculaceae. The record is from the annotation of a GenBank genome assembly.
AUGCGCCCUCAAAACAAGAGGCCUGCCAGUGCCCCUACACUCCCAGUUGCUACAGCAGUAGCCAAUGGAACUGUCUAUAAUGACAGGAUGAUCGCCAAUCCGCAUUCUACAAGAGAAGAGAAAAAGCUUCAGACCUGGUGGAGAGUUGCGAAUGCUGUGUUUCAUGAAAAGUUUGUCAAUCGAUUCUGCGAGCUUAACGAUAUCAUGAAGAGGAAAGACUACGAAGCCGCUCAUGGCGGAAAUCCCAUCAAAACCUUUUGGUUGGAAGUGUCGGAGUUCGUCAAUGAUACCCAGAACAAUCCGGUGUUGAGUGUGGUGCUGUACAGUGAUCCUGAUGUCUACAAAGACGGUGACUGCGAUCUCCGUCUUUCUGAGUGGGUGCUGGAAGAAGAGCCAAACCUGAAUGACUUCACUCCUCAGACCUUUGCUUCGUGCCAACAGCUGAUGAAUGAUGCCAUGAAGGCCAAGAGUAAAAUGCUUUGA